AUCUCCAAGAUGGCGGCGGUGGCGGCCGCACGAGCAGUUUCUGUGGGCCCUGGGAUCCGGGGCCUGCCAGGGACACUGCCACUUGUCGUGAUUCUGGGGGCCACGGGCACCGGCAAAUCGACCCUGGCGUUGCAGCUAGGCCAGCGGCUCGGUGGCGAGAUCGUCAGCGCUGACUCCAUGCAGGUUUAUGAAGGCCUAGACAUCAUCACCAACAAGGUUUCUACUCAAGAGCAGAGACUAUGCCAGCACCACAUGAUCAGCUUUGUGGAUCCUCUCGUGACAAAUUACACAGUGGUGGACUUCAGGAACAAGGCAACUGCUUUGAUAUCCUUAGGAAAGACAGCGACGAGGCUUGGUGGAGGCAGGGCCGCCCAAGCCAAGAAAGAAGUUUUCUUUCUAAUGACAGUUUUGUCUAAGCAGGGAACACAUGACCUAACUACCAAUAUAUUUGCCCGAGACAAAAUUCCUAUUGUCGUGGGAGGAACCAAUUAUUACAUUGAGUCACUGCUCUGGAAAGUUCUUAUCAGUACUAAGCCCCAGAAGAUGGGCACUGAGAAAGUGAUUGACCGAAAAGCUGAGCUUGAGAAGGAGGAUGGCCACGCACUCCACAGACGCCUCAGCCAGGUGGACCCAGAAAUGGCUGCCAAGCUGCACCCACAUGACAAGCGCAAAGUAGCCAGGAGCUUGCAAGUGUUUGAAGAAACAGGAAUCUCUCAUAGUGAAUUUCUUUAUCGUCAACAUGCAGAAGAAGGUGGUGGUCCCCUUGGAGGCCCUCUGAGGUUCCCUAACUCUUGCAUCCUGUGGCUUCAUGCUGACCAGACAGUUCUAGAUAAGCGCUUGGAUAAAAGAGUGGAUGACAUGCUUGCUGCUGGGCUCUUGGAUGAACUAAGAGAUUUUCACAGACGCUAUAAUCAGAAGAAAGUUGCAGAAAAUAGCCAGGACUAUCAACAUGGUAUCUUCCAAUCAAUUGGCUUCAAGGAAUUUCACGAGUACCUGAUCACUGAGGGAAAAUGCACACCAGAGACUAGUAACCAGCUCCUAAAGAAAGGUAUUGAGGCUCUGAAACAAGUGACUAAGAGAUAUGCCCGGAAGCAAAACCGAUGGGUUAAAAACCGUUUUUUAAGCAGACCCGGUUCCAGUGUCCCUCCAGUGUAUGGCUUAGAAGUAUCUGAUGUCUCCAAGUGGGAGGAGUCUGUUCUUGAGCCUGCUCUUGAAAUUGUGCAGAGUUUCAUCCAGGGCCGUAAGCCUACUGCUGCUCCAGUCAGGAUGCCGUGCAAUGAAAGUGAGAACAAGAGAAGUUAUCACAUGUGUGACCUCUGUGACCGAAUCAUCAUUGGGGACCGCGAAUGGGCAGCACAUACAAAAUCCAAAUCCCACUUGCACCAACUGAAGAAGAGAAGAAGAUUGGAUUCAGAUGCCAUCACCACCAUAGAAAGUCAGAGUAUUUCCCCAGACCGAGACAAAGAACUUAAAGAGAAGGGAUCCCCAAGGCAGAAUGAAGAGCUGAAAUCCAGUGUUUAAGAGACCAGCCCGGGAUCUCUGCAAAGGUGGCGCGAUCCACUUCAGGAGGGGGCUUGUGUCUGUGUCCCAGUCUGGGCAGAGGGGUGCCAUGCAGAACGCUCCCACUGUUUGCUUUCAUUCAGUGGCAUGGUGUUGAAGUGCGAUGCUGUCUGUCAUGGAAAUAGCAGGUCGCGUCAGCCCCUCCUGUGGCUGAUGCGUCCAGAAAUGAUGCAUUCAGAAAGGGUUUUUUCUUUUAACCUUAAAGGUUUUAUUUUUAGAAGAGGCACGGAUAGCACUAUUUUACACUGGAGGAUCUUUUUGGUGAUGAAUAUCGGGAUUCACUCUGUCCUUUAGAAAACACGUUUUAUGUCCCUGACUUUGGCUAAAAAUAUGUGAUUUGCAGACACUUUUAUAGAUGACUGAAGUGUUUGUGAGCCUCACAAAUCAGGAGUUCUGGAUGUGCAUGGAUGGCAGGAAAGAACUGGCCCCAGCGAGAUGAUUAAGUGAACCAAACCAGUUCUUGAAAUUCCAAGGAGAAGUAGAGAAUCAGUCCAAGGUGGCUGUGACAUGGGAUUUGAAAAACUAAAGACUGUGACACUUGUUGAGGUCCUCCUGUGUGAUAAUGACUAUCACUGCUGUCUUUCUAUUGAGUUAGGAAUGUAUAUUUUUAAUGAAAGUUAAAUAAAGGGAAAGUUUGCAAGAACCUCUUUAGUCCUUAAAAAGAUACCACAUCUAGUUUAUAUACGAUGCGUUUUGUUAUCAACAGGUAGCUUUUUCUCAAAUUCGAAAUUCUUCAUAUGAUCAUCCUAUUUAUUUAUUUGGCAAAUGUUUAUUGGGAGACAUCUG
Messenger RNA from Pteronotus mesoamericanus, 2346 nucleotides. It is a transcript of the gene TRIT1, whose product is annotated as tRNA isopentenyltransferase 1. Lineage: Eukaryota; Metazoa; Chordata; Mammalia; Chiroptera; Mormoopidae. Gene Ontology annotation, cellular component: mitochondrion. Gene Ontology annotation, biological process: tRNA modification. Gene Ontology annotation, molecular function: ATP binding; tRNA dimethylallyltransferase activity. The record is from RefSeq and is a predicted model, not a curated record.